AUGGGUCUCAUUAGCCCAGCCUUAGAUACUAUGGACUCCUCUGCUGCUGGAGAGCUUGCGGCAAGGCUUCGGGAAAAGCCCCUGGCCAAUGAAAUCCCAAUUCUUCUAGAUCCUUACCUCCAGGGCAAUCCGUCCCAGAAGGAGCAGUUGGAGGUGGUGGUUGCAUUACUCAAAUACACGGUUCCAGAGACAUAUCGCCACUUGACGGCGCCUACGCAGGAGAUUGUGGCGGCAGCGUUCCGUUCGGCUGUGGGUCUAGGGAACUUGCUUGCCAAAAUCGAAAUGUUGCUUCGUCUGAAGGCAGAUACCCUGUUGGAUGUGCUUCUGGCUGUGAACUGCCAUACUCGGCUUCUAGGAAAAGUGCUUGAGCCGGGUCUUCUUGGUCGUCUAAUACCGGGCCGUCUGACCAUAGAAGUCAAAGAGGUCGACCGGUUGCUUUUCAAGGGAAAGUGCUACUCCAUACUUAGAGAGGCUGACUAUAAGCUCAAUGGGGUCUAUGUACCCAUGGUCUGCCGGGACCUGGGCACCUAUGCUGCCUAUCUAUGCCACGAAUUGCUAUCUGUGUACGCUUCCUGUGAUCCGAAAGUUGUCAAUUCCUUGGUACACUCGCUUCAGAGUGUGAAUCAGGAUACCACGUUCCAGUUCUUUGACACAAUGUUCUCACCUGAGCAUGUGGGUUUCCUCCGAGGAUGCGUGAUUGAAAUGAAGCGUUUUGAGCGAAAGAAUAUUUUGCUCCGAUUUCUACUGUUCGUUCAGAAUGCCUAUGUUCGCAAGGAUGCCCUAGAUUCGGUGCCUGCGUUGUAUACCCUCACAAAGUACUGCUUUGACCACUCGGUGUGGGAUAGCAUCAUGAUGGAGUCUGUAAUUGGACGUUCCAGCUAUGCAAUUAACACUUUGGCCGCUCAUUUAGCAAGGGCUGGUCUUGAUGAUGCAAACUACGUCUCUUUAGUCUACAAGACCCUACAAGUUUGGGGAAAUGCCAUCCACAUGAAGGGCGAGCCAAUCGUGACUCAGGGCUUCAGAACACACCUUCUCGUUGCAUUGUGUGCCUUGGUGCCCCGGGAAACCUUGCAUGAGCUUCUCGGUCAAAAACCGUUCAUCGAUGCCAUUUCCACAAGGCUACAGGCCAUUUCGGAGAGAGUAAGAAGUCUCGGUGUCUACUUUGCCGACAAAGUAUGUGAACUAGCAGAUCACGAACGCAUUUUUAAUAUGAGCGGAUCUGUCUUGGGUGUGGCAUUUCCUGAACCAGUGGGCCUUACUCCCACAACUGACCAGAGUGAGGCAUGGAGCCAGCUUCGAGCUCCCCUGGUAGAGCUCCCGGAGCCUGAGGUUGACGAACUUGAAAAAGCGUUCAAAGAGUCGCUCGGCAAGGAAGCAGAUGAUGAUAAUAUGAGUGAUGAGGAGGACGAUCCCACGCUCGCCAAUGCCCCAAAAGUCCAGCUGCCCAUCUAUAUUCGUGAUUUAUUAGAGUACCUUCUGGCUGACACGAAGGCACCGCAAGCAUACGAAAAAAUCCAAUUGGCGCUCAAGACGGCGCCCACCCUAAUUAGACAGAAGAAAGGUUUCGGUGAGGAAGUUGCAUUCUAUGCCGAGGAUCUUCUUUCAAAGCUAGCGGGAAUGACCAACUUCUACGAGGAUGCAUCAUUUGAGAGCUCAAAGCUCAAUGCCAUGAUAGCUGUCGUCGUGAGCCACCCACCUGUGACUACACACUUAUGUCACUUGAUCCUCACCGGCGACUACUCCCUUCAGCAGCGAGUUUGCCUUCUCUCCACGAUGUCAUUGUCUGCUAGAGAGCUCAGAGGAUACAAAGACGAAAUGGUCGCUCUGAGCCAUUCAAACCAAAUCUUCCCUACUCAAAUGCUUCCGGGAAAGCUUCAUCAGCAGUACUUGGCUGCUGAAGGUAAGAUUGAGGAAUACGGCAGUCUGGCGAUACAAGCCGAGAUUCAAAAUCAACUCAUGGGCGAGGCUGCUGAGGAUGCUAGGGAUGAACUUGCCGGAGGUCGGAUCCUUCGAGUAUCUGCUUCGCUUAAGAAGAAGCCCCAAGCAUCUGCUCCGCUCAUCACCAAGGAUGCCCUCAAUUCCUUCAACAAAUCCGUUGGAAAGACAUUUUUCUUCCCACUAGUCAAUGUCUGGUGGCAAAGUGGUGGUAUAAACAUCGGCGCUUACACUCCUAUACUUACGGCACACUAUCUCAAGACGCUUUCGUUGAUUCUACAUGCUGCGUACCCUUCUGCGUCUGAUCUCCUCGAAAUGGCAAGGGAGUAUCUUGGCCUCCUAAUUCUGAUAAUCCCGACACUCGAUUCUGAGCAACUCCCUGUGAUUGAAGCCUUGUGCACUGGAGUGCUCUUGGUAAUGGAUGUGGUAGACGACAGUUUCCUCAUAGCGCAGAUGCUGGUUGAAUUGGCCAAAAUUCAGGACUUUUUCACCAAUGUCUGGGAGACACUUAUAGACGAAAAAGUCAAGAGUAUCUGUGCUGGGCUUUUGCUUCGUCUCAAUGAACUACAUGGCAAAUGA
This is a messenger RNA of Candidozyma pseudohaemuli, 2514 nucleotides long. RefSeq lists its product as uncharacterized. The record is from RefSeq and is a predicted model, not a curated record. Gene Ontology annotation, molecular function: telomeric repeat DNA binding; Hsp90 protein binding. Lineage: Eukaryota; Fungi; Ascomycota; Pichiomycetes; Serinales; Metschnikowiaceae. Gene Ontology annotation, biological process: telomere maintenance via telomerase; protein stabilization. Gene Ontology annotation, cellular component: cytosol. The transcript has 2 exons. The coding region runs from base 1 to 2514 and encodes 837 amino acids.